Hipposideros armiger (great roundleaf bat) is the source of this 835-nucleotide messenger RNA. It is a transcript of the gene PSMA6, whose product is annotated as proteasome 20S subunit alpha 6. Gene Ontology annotation, cellular component: proteasome core complex, alpha-subunit complex; proteasome core complex. The record is from RefSeq and is a predicted model, not a curated record. The coding region runs from base 106 to 675 and encodes 189 amino acids. The transcript is spliced from 7 exons. Gene Ontology annotation, biological process: ubiquitin-dependent protein catabolic process. Lineage: Eukaryota; Metazoa; Chordata; Mammalia; Chiroptera; Hipposideridae.
GCCGGCCUGUGCACCGGAAGCAGUCGCUGCAACUUCCGGGGGGGUUGUACUGGUGCGGGAGCUGCGGGGCCCAGAGAGCGUGUUUGAAGUAGUGGGCGCGUCAACAUGUCCCGUGGUUCCAGCGCUGGUUUUGACCGCCACAUUACCAUUUUCUCUCCCGAGGGUCGGCUCUACCAAGUAGAAUAUGCUUUUAAGGCUAUUAACCAGGGUGGCCUUACAUCAGUAGCUGUCAGAGGGAAAGACUGUGCAGUAAUUGUCACACAGAAGAAAGUACCUGACAAAUUAUUGGAUUCCAGCACAGUGACCCACUUAUUCAAGAUAACUGAAAACAUUGGCUGUGUGAUGACAGGAAUGACAGCUGAUAGCAGAUCCCAGGUACAGAGGGCACGCUAUGAGGCAGCUAAUUGGAAAUACAAGUAUGGCUAUGAGAUUCCUGUAGACAUGCUGUGUAAAAGAAUUGCUGAUAUUUCUCAGGUCUACACACAGAAUGCUGAAAUGAGGCCUCUUGGUUGUUCAGUCAAUACUGCGAUUACAUGCCUGUCUACUGUUCUAUCAAUUGAUUUCAAACCUUCAGAAAUAGAAGUUGGAGUAGUUACAGUUGAAAAUCCUAAAUUCAGGAUUCUUACAGAAGCGGAGAUCGAUGCUCACCUUGUUGCUCUAGCAGAGAGAGACUAAACAUUGUAGUUAGUUUACCAAAUCCGUGACACCACUGCCUGUGUUUGGUAACAACAGACCGACAUUCUGAAGGCCCCUGGAUUGCAUAAGAAACCUCUCCCACUCCUGCCACUGAAGUGGUUAGGCCUCUAUAAAUAAAAACAGUGCUUUUGGAAAAUAA